Messenger RNA from Blastomyces gilchristii SLH14081, 4072 nucleotides. Its product is annotated as ABC transporter. Gene Ontology annotation, cellular component: membrane. NCBI's taxonomy places the organism in Eukaryota, Fungi, Ascomycota, Eurotiomycetes, Onygenales, Ajellomycetaceae. Gene Ontology annotation, molecular function: ATP binding; ABC-type transporter activity; ATP hydrolysis activity. Gene Ontology annotation, biological process: transmembrane transport. The coding region runs from base 35 to 4072 and encodes 1345 amino acids. The transcript is spliced from 9 exons. The record is from RefSeq and is a predicted model, not a curated record.
CCGGGAAUGCUGAUCAGGAAGGCCUGGUGAACUAAUGGCCCUCCUAAGUACCCGAUCCCGGCGAUCGCGGGAGGAUGGCAUGGAUACUUCUGAUUCUGAUACAUUGCCAGCGGAUAGCGAAUAUGAGAAGCGACUUGAGAGCCUCAAGAACACACAUUCCCAGGGGCUGUCACAUCCUCAGACUGGAGUCGAUGUUCGGCGUGCCGAAGAGGACUUCGAGCAAGCAGCUUUCGGUUGUCUCGCAUCUGAAGAACAAUGGGAUCUUCAAGCUGCCCUUCACAGGAACCAGGCCGCUGAAGUCGAGGCCGGAAUCAGGCCGAAGCGUCAUUUGGGAGGAUCUCACGGUGCGUGGUAUUGGAGGAGUCAAGAACAUUGUCAAAAUGUUCCGGAUGCAAUUAUCGAUUUCUUCAAUGUUCCAGGAACCAUCAUGAGCAUUUUUGGCAUUGGCAAAAAGGGCACUGAAUAUGAGCUUUUGAAAAAUUUCAGGGGCGUGGUUAAGCCUGGUGAGAUGGUGUUGGUUCUCAGCAAGCCGUCGGCUGGCUGUAUGACAUUCCUUAAGACUUUCGCGAAACGGUUCAGGGGCGAGGCAGUAUAUAACCAGGAAGACGAUAUCCAUCACCCUACUCUCACUGUCGCUCAGACUCUUGGGUUUGCCCUAGAUACAAAGACUCCAGGCAAGCGGCCCAUUGGCAUGUCAAAGGUUGAAUUCAAGGAAAAGAUCAUCAACCUCCUGCUCAAAAUGUUCAAUAUUGAACACACUGCAAACACAAUCAUUGGCAACCAAUUCAUACGCGGCAUUUCUAGUGGUGAGCGGAAAUGUGUGAGCAUUGCGGAGAUGAUGAUCACUUCCGCCACUGUUCUUGCUUGGGAUAAUACUACUCAGGGUCUCGACGGGACAACCGCUUUGGAUUAUGCAAAAGCUAUUCAAAUCAUGACUAACAUUUACCAGACCACGACGUUCAUCUCACUUGCUCAGGCGUCAGAAAACAUCUAUAGCCAAUUCGAUAAGGUCAUGGUUCUAGAUGAAGGACACCAAGUCUUUUUUGGCCCCGCAUCUGAGGCCCGUCAAUAUUUUGAAGGUCUGGGCUUCAAAGAGAAGCCCCGCCAAACUACUCCUGACUAUUUGAUAAGCUGCACUGACCGCUUCGACAGAGAAUACAAGGAAGGCUGCAAUGAGGAAAAUAACCCGUCAACACCGCAGGCGCUUGCUGAGGCGUUCGAUAAGUCCAGAUGUAAUCAGCAACUGAAAGAUGAGAUGGCCGAAUAUCGCGCCAAUCUCGAAGUUGACAAGCACGUUUAUUCAGACUUUGAAAUCGCCAAUCGCGAAGCAAAGAGAAAGUUUACCCCAAAAUCUUCGGUUUACUGUAUCCCUUUCUAUCUCCAGGUCUGGGCUCUCAUGCGUCGUCAAUUCCUCAUUAAAUGGCAGGACAAAUUUGCGCUGACCGUUGCUUGGAUAACUUCAAUUACUAUUGCUAUGGUUCUCGGUACCGUUUGGCUGAAACUACCAAAAACCAGUGCUGGCGCUUUCACUCAGGGCAUUUUCGAACUGGCUUCAACCAUGAUAGGACGCCCCAUUGUGAACAGGCAUAGAGUCUUCAGCUUCCACAGGCCCAGCGCUCUGUGGAUUGCUCAAAUCAGCAUAGACCUAGCGUUUUCAUCCGCGCAGAUGUUGGUUUUCAGUAUAAUUGUGUAUUUCAUGUGCAGCUUGGCAUUGGAUGCGGGUGCAUUUUUUACAUUCGUCAUCGUCAUCAUCCUUGGAUAUCUUGCAAUGACCCUAUUCUUUAGAACUGUCGGUUGCAUAUGCCCUGAUUUCGACUAUGCAAUGAAAGGCGUUUCGAUUAUUCUCACAUUGCUUGUUUUGACAGCUGGAUAUCUUAUUCAGUGGCAGAGCAGUCAAGCUUGGCUCCGGUGGAUCUUUUACAUCAAUGCUCUUGGGCUGGGAUUCGCAGAAACUCUUAUUCCAGCAGGGCCAGGCUAUAGCAACAUUGCACAUCAAGCCUGUACCCUUCCUGGUUCUGAGUCUGGAUCCAGGAUAAUAUCCGGAACAGAUUACCUGAAUGUUGAAUUUAGUUACGAUGUCAAAGAUAUGUGGAGAAAUUUUGGUAUUAUCAUCAUCCUUAUUCUUGCCUUCCUCUUCACGAACUCAUUCCUAGGCGAGACUGUCAACUGGGGAGCGGGGGGUAAGACCAUCACCUAUUUUGCAAAAGAAACUCCUGAAUUGAAAAGGUUGAACGAAGAUCUCAUGAAGAAAAAGAAAAAGCGGCAGAACAAGGAAGUCGAUGAGACAGAGAGUGAGCUUAAGAUCGAAUCCAAGGCUGUUCUGUCAUGGGAAAACCUGAACUAUGAUGUUCCAAUUCAAGGUGGUACAAUCCGCUUACUUUGCUAUGAUUUUGGAUAUGUCCGGCCGGGAACGCUCACAGCCUUGAUGGGCGCAAGUGGCGCUGGCAAAACAACAUUGCUUGAUGUUUUGGCUGCUCGUAAAAACAUCGGAGUCAUCAGUGGAGAUGUUUUGAUCAAUGGUCGCCCCCCAGGCACAUCGUUCCAGCGUGGCACAGCGUAUGCGGAGCAACUUGAUGUGCACGAACCCACACAGACUGUCCGGGAGGCUCUUCAAUUUUCAGCUCUGCUUCGCCAACCAUACGAGACCCCGGAGACUGAGAAGUUUGGGUAUGUGGAAGAAAUCCUAUCACUGCUUGAGCUGGAAACCCUUGCAGAUGCGAUCAUCGGCGAUCCAGAAACGGGACUCUCAGUCGAGGAGCGGAAGCGUGUCAUCAUUGGAGUGGAACUUGCAGCGAAGCCAGAGCUUCUGCUUUUCCUUGAUGAGCCGACAUUCAAUGUUGUCCGCUUCCUGCGCAAACUCGCUGACGCUGGCCAGGCUAUUCUGUGCACCAUUCACCAGUCUAACUCUGCGAUCUUUGAAACUUUCGAUCGCCUGCACCUCCUUCAAAAAGGCGGAGAGUGUGUUUACUUCAGAGACAUUGGCAAGGAUGCACAUGUUCUUUUGGAUUACUUCCGACGGAACGGGGCUGACUGCCCCCUCAAUGCUAACACUGCAGAAUGGAUGCUCAAUAUGAUUGGAGCUGGACAGUCACCACACGUAGAACCCCGGGAUUGGGGUGAUAUCUGGCGUGACUCUCAUGAACUAGUCAAGGUUAAAGAAGAGAUCGCCACUAUGAAAGCAGAGCGAAUACAGUCGGUUCAGGAUGAGACAGCGGAAUUAGAAAAAGAAUAUGCCACUCCCCUACUGCACCAGAUCAAGAUUACCGGCCUCGUCUUCAUGCAGCUGGAUGACUCCCGUAGCUCGCUUCAAUACCGCAUUUUCAUUAUCUUCCAGAUCACUGUCAUCCCGGCGCUUAUUCUAGCACAGGUGGAACCGAGAUAUGAUAUAGUGUGUAUGAUCUUCUAUCGCGAAUCAGCAUCUAAGACUUAUAAGCAGUUCCCGUUUGCUCUGUCAAUGGUUCUUGCGGAGAUUCCAUACAACAUCCUCUGUUCAGUAAUAUUCUUCCUCCCAAUCUAUUAUAUUCCAGGGCUACAAUCAUCCAGCGAGCGUGCAGGAUAUCAGUUCCUCAUGGUUCUGAUUGCUGAGAUGUUCGCCGUGACAGCUGGGCAGAUGAUCGCGGCAUUAACCCUUAGCGCAUUCAUCGCGGCCCAGCUGAACCCACCCUUCCAUAUCAUUCUCGCUCUGUUCUGUGGCGUUGCCAUUCCCAAGCCUCAAAUUCCACGCUUCUGGCGUGUUUGGCUUUAUGAACUCAACCCAUUCACCCGGCUCGUCAGUGGAAUGGUGACAACAGAGCUGCAUCAGCGACAAGUUGUCUGCACUAUUGCUGAACGCAAUACCUUCUCUGCGCCUUCUGGCAUGGACUGUGGCACUUAUAUGCAGCCUUUCUUCGAUAUGGGCGGUCCUGGUUAUAUUACUGACAAUGCGACAAGUGCCUGUGAGUAUUGCGCAUUCAAGGUUGGCGAUCAAUUCUACCAAAACUUUGGAAUGGAUUAUGGCACUCAGUGGAGAGACCUGGGCAUCUUCGCCGCAUUCAUCGCAUCGAAUCUUAUUUUGCUAUUUAUAGGGUCUUGA